AUGCGCCACCGUCAAGCCGUGCACGGACAACGUCGCGCCGGACUCCCAGACGAGCAGCGGGCCCGCCAUGGUCGGGCCGGGGGGCAGCGACGACGGCGCGAGCUGCGGCACGGGCUGGCUCUUGGGCUGCUUCUAAUGCGCUCUAGAUUAGGCCUGAGGAAUCCCGGUCCCCGCCUCAUUUGUUCUCCUCAUUCCGGAAGCGACCGACUCGAGAUGGAGCAACUGGUUGUGAAAGAACUGCCUGCUACCCACGAUCCUCCAGGGCUGGACGGCCUAGCAACGACGCACAAUGCGACGAAGAAGACUGAAGGAUCGUUCUUCAAACCAGUGAACAUCUCUCUGCAUCCCUCGUCGAGAGUUUUCAUCGUCGGCAGCGAUGGCGUCGCUGCAAUGGCAGAUUUGAGAGAGCUCCCAGCCUACAGUACAGUCGAGCAGAUGGUCGAUGCGAUUCGGAAUUUUGUUCAAAAAUCUGUUUGGAUAGUCUCCGAAGGGCACCAGUGCGUCCUUCUUGAAAAGGCGAACGCAUGUGGGGGUGUCUGGCACUCGCAAGCCAACAUAUCAUCGAGAGUGAACACCUCGGAAGCGGCUUAUCGCGCAGUUGAUCGCGGAGCAACAAGAGUUCUGGCCGGUGUGAAUCGUCGCUUGGGAGCUACGCGCAAACUCUCAUUUCCAGACGAAGACGACUAUCGUGGAAAAGCGUGUUACGGAGUUUGCGGCGAUUCUUCGCGUGUUCAUUUCCCUCAGCUGGUGAUCCUCAUCGUCGGUGCGGGCGCAUUUGCCACGGAAAAUGCGCGAACGGCUGUCGAGUGCGGUGCGGAAAGAAUUUCGCCACGCAAAGUUCGGUUCUCAAGUGAUUUUCUCAGCCUGGGACGCUGUCUUCGACCUUUCUGCGGCGAAGAAGCCGGAGUGCUGGCGAUAGGGGUGAAUUUCGCCGAUCGGGCACACGAUAUCAGUCUCGGAUAUCUGGUUCGUCGCACAUUAUUACGGCCUCCUCACGACAUCAAGUGCGCCGGGUACUGGAAAAACGAAUUCGUGAGGCGACUGCUUGGAAGUAACUCGAUCUACUCCAACAAUUUUGUGCGAAGUAACUUGAUUUAUCAAGCCGAACAAAUCUUGGACGAUGCUGGUGGCUUUCAAACGCCGUUUGGUUCGAGUUACUUGGAGGCUGUCGCUUUUCAAGUGCUCAUUUUGAACUAUCAUCGUCGAUUCCUGCCAGAUCAAUUCGUAUUCGAGAAUGCGCACAAGUGGUACGACCUGGUGGCGCUUUGCGAAUCGCGAGCGAAUCGGGUUGGUCACGUGCAGCCUGCCUACCCGUUUAUGACGCUAGUUUCCGUCUACGUUGAUCUUCGACCACCCGACGCUUUGGGCUGUGGCCGAUUUCUUUCAUUCGUAGACCCAGUCUCGAUCACAGUAUGCUUGUCAAGACACGAUGGAUUUUCUUGUACGGCUCAGCUUCACGCUUCUGGGCACUACACUCUCAGCUUCUGUUUCUCACCACUUGGUUUCGGCGAUGAGCGGGUCGCCUUUCAAGUACCAAAGCUUCGCGCGUUCAGUGGACUGCGGGAGUUUUUACAUAAUCGACUCAGUACUCCAUCUUGGGUGCCCAUCUUGCGGUGGGAGGCGUGCCAGUCUCAACAUCCACCUGGAGCAACAUACGGUGCAUUCUUGCUACAGGUGCUAGCCGACGGCGGCGGGGCAUUUUAA
Aureococcus anophagefferens is the source of this 1704-nucleotide messenger RNA. RefSeq lists its product as hypothetical. The record is from RefSeq and is a predicted model, not a curated record. Bases 1 to 1704 code for a protein of 567 amino acids. The transcript has 11 exons. Lineage: Eukaryota; Pelagophyceae; Pelagomonadales; Pelagomonadaceae.